AUGGGGCAGCGCGCCAUCACCUGCGCGGCCGCCUGCCCCGCCGGCGCCGGUGCCGGCAGCGCGCCCCCCGCAGUGCGGGGAGCCCGCUUGCCGCGGGUGCUCGCAGCCAAGGCGGGCGUCGGCGCCGGCGCCGGAACGGCGCGGAGUGCGGGCAGCGCCGGGCAGGCCGCAGGGCGCGCGGAGCCCAGGAGUCCUGACAUGCGGCAGUCUGGGCCUUUCCAGCAGAUCUCGGGGACACGCCGCAGCAAUCUGGGCCUCACGUCACCGGAUUCUGGGUUUGGGCGGCAGACCUCGGCGCAGACCGCGGCGUCGAGCUCGUCAUUCUCGAGCUGGGUGGACUCGCUGAAAGCUCAGGGGAAGCGACGUGUGUGCUCUGAGGCAGAGGUGCGUAACUUCCUCCAGGCACACGGCUUCUCCGACGUCAACCAGCUGCGGCAGACCUCUCGCUGGUGCGCCUCGUCUGCGCGCCGCCCGCUCCAUGUGGCCGUCUCGCUGGGCGACAAGGCGAUUGUCCAGCUGCUGCUCCUGCACGGCGCUGACCCCACGCUGUCCGAUGCCGCUGGCUAUCUGCCAGGCCAUAGGCGCGGGGCAAGAAGCAAGACCGCCCAGUGCAGCUCGGAGGAAUGGGAGGAGGCGAGGCGGGCGGUGCAAGCCGCACCGGCCCACGCGCGGCAGUGGUGCGAGGGCCGCCGCUCACAGGACCACCUGCUCGAGCUGCUCCAGCGGGACCCGCUGCUAGACGGAUGCGCCAAGGCUUAG
This is a messenger RNA of Prorocentrum cordatum, 759 nucleotides long. NCBI's taxonomy places the organism in Eukaryota, Dinophyceae, Prorocentrales, Prorocentraceae. The record is from the annotation of a GenBank genome assembly.